This is a messenger RNA of Chanos chanos (milkfish), 879 nucleotides long. RefSeq names its product RALY RNA binding protein like (gene ralyla). The record is from RefSeq and is a predicted model, not a curated record. The transcript has 7 exons. The coding region runs from base 1 to 879 and encodes 292 amino acids. NCBI's taxonomy places the organism in Eukaryota, Metazoa, Chordata, Actinopteri, Gonorynchiformes, Chanidae. Gene Ontology annotation, molecular function: RNA binding. Gene Ontology annotation, cellular component: nucleus.
AUGACCGGUAAGACACAGACGAGCAACGUGACCAAUAAGAAUGACCCUCGUUCCAUCAACUCCAGAGUGUUCAUCGGAAACCUCAACACCACCGUUGUGAAGAAGAGCGACAUAGAGGGUAUCUUCGCCAAAUACGGCAAGAUCAUGGGAUGCUCCGUGCACAAGGGCUUUGCCUUUGUUCAGUACGCCUGUGAGAGAAAUGCACGCUCUGCCGUAGCAGGGGAGAACGCCCGAGUCAUCGCAGGCCAGCCCCUUGAUAUUAACAUGGCUGGGGAGCCAAGACCCUACAGGUCAAAAUUAGGGUUUAAACGACCCCUCUCCUGCAUGUACAGUGGCUAUGAUUUGGACUAUGACUACUACAGGGGUGAUUUCUGCAGCAGAUUAUUUGACUAUCACGGACGAGUGGCACCUCCUCCGCGGGCGGUGAUACCCAUCAAGCACUCCCGUCUAGUCGUCCCCUUUACACGCAGGGCAAAAAUUUCCAUUGCAGGCAAGAUAACUCCUUCCCUCUCCUCUCCUGCCUCUUUAAAACAACCAGCCACAAGCUCCUCAAACUCUGGACCCAAACUGAAAACAGAUCAGCUCCUAUUGGUCAAGCAGGAGCUGACACAGAUCAAGAGGAAGAUUGAUUCUUUACUGGGUCGACUGGAGCUGAUAGGGAGGCAGCAUACUGAAGAGACAGUAACGAGGAAGCACAAAGCUCAUGACACACUUGUGAGAAGAAGUGUUUGCGGGAUGGCCGAAAAUGAAGGAGAGGAGAUCGAUCAGGAGCAGUCAGAAGGAGAGACCAGCGAGAUGACAGAUGGAGGCGAAGAUGACUCUGGUGAUGAAGGUGGUAAUGAUCUGAUAGAAAACCGGAUAUCCGAUGUUGACAACUGA